This is a messenger RNA of Salvia miltiorrhiza (redroot sage), 2504 nucleotides long. Its product is annotated as metal-nicotianamine transporter YSL3-like. Bases 354 to 2357 code for a protein of 667 amino acids. Gene Ontology annotation, molecular function: iron-nicotianamine transmembrane transporter activity; oligopeptide transmembrane transporter activity. The record is from RefSeq and is a predicted model, not a curated record. Gene Ontology annotation, cellular component: plasma membrane. Gene Ontology annotation, biological process: response to iron ion; seed development. Lineage: Eukaryota; Viridiplantae; Streptophyta; Magnoliopsida; Lamiales; Lamiaceae. The transcript has 8 exons.
UUUGUAGUACACACAAAAACGUUUAAUGAAUACUAAUGCCUGAAUUUGUACUACUCCGGUUGUACUAGUACGCUAUUUCAACUGUUUUAUUGAUAGCUUUAAAUUCAGGUUGUUUUUUGCCGAUCACAGAUCUUACUGCAUUGGGGUAAAAACCUCGAAUUUUGGGUUUUGCAUAAUCUCAUUGAAAUUUCAAAUUCCUAAAGUUGGUGGGAAGAAAAAUCACGUGGGAGGUUGUGUGUGGAAUUCAUGUUUUUGUGGGUUUUGCAGUAAAUCCCAUCUUCAUCUUGUUCAGUGGAAGAAAUCACCUAUACUGAAUUGAAUCAGGGAGAAAACUUGUUUGAACUGAAAGGAAAAUGGAGAGUCAUGAAAGAGGGGAAAACACAGAAAUUGAGAGUCAGAAUUUGGGGGAAAAUAGUGAGCUACCAGAUGAUAUGAAGAGGAUUCCUCCAUGGGAAAAACAGAUAACUAUUCGAGGAAUGAUUGCUGGUUUAUUUAUUGGAAUGAUUUACAGUGUUGUGUUGAUGAAGCUCAAUCUCUCAACUGGGCUAGUGCCAAACCUCAAUGUAUCAGCUGCCCUGCUUGCAUUUGUGUUCAUUCGAACAUGGACUAAACUGCUCGAAAAGUCCAAUGUUAUGACUACCCCGUUUACUAGACAGGAGAACACGGUGAUCCAGACGUGUGCAGUCGCUUGCUAUGGUCUCUCUUAUGGAGGUGGGUUUGCAUCCUUUCUUUUAGCAUUGAAUAAGAAGACAUAUGAGCAGGCGGGGGUCGAUACAGAGGGGAAUUCGCCUACGAGCCAUAAAGAACCGGGGUUUGAUUGGAUGACUGGAUUUCUGUUUGUUGUUAGCUUUGUUGGGUUGUUGGCAUUGGUUCCUCUUAGAAAGAUCAUGAUCAUUGACUACAAAUUACCUUACCCGAGUGGAACUGCAACUGCUGUUCUCAUCAAUGGAUUCCACACUUCCAAAGGAGAUAAGAUGGCCAAGAAACAGGUUCGUGGAUUCAUGAAGUUCUUCUCGUUCAGCUUCCUAUGGAGUUUCUUCCAAUGGUUCUAUUCCGGUGGAGAUCAAUGCGGAUUUUCUAAUUUCCCCACAUUCGGAUUGAAAGCUUGGAAGCAAACAUUUUUCUUCGACUUUAGCAUGACCUAUGUGGGAGCAGGAAUGAUCUGCUCACACCUAGUGAACGUGUCUCUGCUUCUCGGAGCCGUGCUCUCGUGGGGAAUCAUGUGGCCGCUGAUAGAGCAACGGAAGGGGGAAUGGUUCCCCAAAGAUAUCAAAGAAAGCAGCAUGAAGAGUCUCAAUGGUUACAAAGUUUUCAUUUCAAUCUCUCUCAUUCUUGGUGAUGGCCUAUACAACUUUCUCAAGACAUUGCUCUUUACAUUCCGAAGCAUGCGAACCACGUUCAACAAGAAGAAUCAGAUAUCAGAAUCGGACGACAAGGAUCAAUCCGUGGCCGAUAUUCGAAGGAACGAGGUGUUCAAGAGGGAGAGCAUUCCUCUGUGGGUAUCUUGUGCUGGCUACUUGUUAUUCUCCAUCAUCUCAAUCAUAAUCAUCCCAAUGAUGUUCCCUCAGCUCAAGUGGUACUACGUCGUCGUCGUGUACAUCUUCGCGCCGUCAUUGAGCUUCUGCAACGCCUACGGGGCCGGCCUAACGGACAUGAACAUGUCGUACAACUAUGGCAAAGUCGCCCUCUUCAUCCUGGCGGCUCUGGGCGGGAAAGAGAACGGCGUCGUGGCCGGGCUGAUCGGGUGCGGUCUCGUGAAGUCGAUGGUCUCCAUAUCGUCGGACCUAAUGCACGACAUGAAGACCGGGCACCUAACCCUAACCUCCCCACGUUCGAUGCUCCUCAGCCAGGCGAUCGGGACGGCCAUCGGGUGCGUGGUGGCGCCUCUCACGUUCUUUCUCUUCUACAAGGCGUUCGACCUCGGGAACCCUGAUGGCAGCUACAAGGCACCCUAUGCACUCAUAUAUAGGAACAUGGCCAUUCUUGGUGUGGAGGGCUUCUCCUCUCUGCCUCUCCAUUGCUUGCAGCUCUGCUACGGGUUCUUCGGGUUCGCCAUCUUGGCGAACCUGUUGAGGGACAUGGCACCGGAGAGGGUGGGGAGGCUCGUCCCUCUCCCGAUGGCCAUGGCGGUGCCGUUCCUGGUCGGGGCGUCGUUCGCCAUCGACAUGUGCAUUGGGAGCUUGGGUGUGUAUGUUUGGAGUAGAAUAAAUAGGAAGGAAGCUGGUUUGAUGGUUCCUGCAGUUGCAUCUGGGUUGAUAUGUGGUGAUGGGCUGUGGAUUUUGCCUUCUUGCAUUCUAGCAUUGGCAAAGAUCAAUCCUCCAAUUUGCAUGAAUUUCUUACCUGGGAAAACAUCAUGACUCAUUUAGGCUUCUUAGAUGAUAGUUUCUAGUUCAAAAAUGCAGAGUGUUAUCAGAUAUGGAAUUACCAGAGUUUUGGCGAUGAUGAUACAAGCUUUAAUUUUGACAUAGUUUCAUAUUAUAUAAAAUAACGUUGCAGUUUUAUCA